AUGGUCAAUGAAAAGCCCAAGGAAGGAGUCAAGACUGAGAAAAAUAAUCGAAAUAUUAAUUUGGAGUUGGUGGGGCAGGAUGCUUCUGUGGUGCACUGUAAGAUUAAGAGGCAUACAACACUUAGCAAACUAAUGAAAGCUUACUGUGAACUACAGUUGAAAAUAGAGGAUGAAGAUAAAACUGAUGUUUUCCAGCAGCAGAGAGAAGGUGUCUACUAA
This is a messenger RNA of Hyaena hyaena (striped hyena), 219 nucleotides long. RefSeq names its product small ubiquitin-related modifier 2-like. Gene Ontology annotation, biological process: protein sumoylation. The transcript is spliced from 2 exons. The record is from RefSeq and is a predicted model, not a curated record. Gene Ontology annotation, molecular function: ubiquitin-like protein ligase binding; protein tag activity. Lineage: Eukaryota; Metazoa; Chordata; Mammalia; Carnivora; Hyaenidae. Gene Ontology annotation, cellular component: nucleus. Bases 1 to 219 code for a protein of 72 amino acids.